Gracilinanus agilis (Agile Gracile Mouse Opossum) is the source of this 5487-nucleotide messenger RNA. RefSeq names its product diphosphoinositol pentakisphosphate kinase 2 (gene PPIP5K2). The coding region runs from base 1 to 3828 and encodes 1275 amino acids. The record is from RefSeq and is a predicted model, not a curated record. The transcript has 31 exons. Gene Ontology annotation, molecular function: diphosphoinositol pentakisphosphate kinase activity; inositol hexakisphosphate kinase activity; 5-diphosphoinositol pentakisphosphate 1-kinase activity. Gene Ontology annotation, cellular component: cytosol. Lineage: Eukaryota; Metazoa; Chordata; Mammalia; Didelphimorphia; Didelphidae. Gene Ontology annotation, biological process: inositol phosphate biosynthetic process; inositol metabolic process.
AUGUCUGUCUCUGAAAUAGUAAAUAGCAUUCCUAGAUUCUUUGUUGGGACUGAAGAGGGAGAAGCAGAUGAGCUCGAUUCCACCAAAUCUGGAAGUUUUGAGCACUUCUAUGAACAUGCUGAUGAAGAAGAUGAUGAAGAUGAGUCUCCACCAGAAAGGCAGAUUGUGGUUGGAAUAUGUUCCAUGGCAAAAAAAUCCAAAUCAAAACCAAUGAAGGAAAUUCUUGAACGUGUCUCCUUGUUUAAAUAUAUCGCAGUAGUAAUAUUUGAAGAGGAAGUAAUUUUAAAUGAACCAGUAGAAAACUGGCCACUAUGUGAUUGUCUUAUUUCUUUCCAUUCUAAAGGAUUUCCACUGGACAAAGCAGUUGCCUAUGCAAAACUCAGGAACCCAUUUGUGGUCAAUGACUUGAAUAUUCAAUAUCGCAUACAAGACAGGAGAGAAGUUUAUAGUAUUCUUCAGUCUGAAGGCAUUUUACUUCCUCGUUAUGCAAUUUUAAACCGUGAUCCAAAUAAUCCCCAAGAAUGUAAUCUAAUUGAAGGGGAUGAUCACGUGGAAGUAAAUGGAGAAGUUUUCCAAAAGCCAUUUGUAGAAAAACCCCUCAGUGCUGAGGAUCACAAUGUUUACAUUUAUUAUCCAACAUCUGCUGGAGGUGGAAGCCAAAGGCUCUUCAGGAAGAUUGGAAGUAGAAGUAGUGUUUACUCACCAGAAAGCAGUGUGAGAAAAACCGGUUCUUACAUAUAUGAAGAGUUCAUGCCUACAGAUGGCACUGAUGUCAAGGUAUACACAGUAGGUCCAGAUUAUGCCCAUGCUGAAGCACGGAAAUCUCCUGCACUUGAUGGCAAAGUAGAACGGGAUAGUGAAGGAAAGGAAGUCAGAUAUCCUGUUAUCCUCAAUGCAAGAGAGAAGUUAAUUGCUUGGAAAGUCUGCCUUGCAUUUAAGCAAACGGUUUGUGGCUUUGAUUUGUUACGUGCCAAUGGACAGUCCUAUGUCUGUGAUGUCAAUGGCUUCAGUUUUGUGAAGAAUUCUAUGAAAUAUUAUGAUGACUGUGCAAAAAUACUUGGUAACAUUAUAAUGCGAGAGCUUGCUCCACAAUUUCAUAUCCCCUGGUCAAUACCAUUAGAAGCUGAAGAUAUCCCAAUUGUGCCAACAACAUCUGGAACUAUGAUGGAACUUAGAUGUGUUAUAGCAGUUAUACGCCAUGGGGAUAGGACACCAAAACAGAAAAUGAAAAUGGAAGUGAGGCAUCAAAAAUUUUUUGAUCUUUUUGAAAAGUGUGAUGGAUAUAAAACUGGAAAAUUAAAAUUGAAAAAGCCAAAACAAUUACAGGAAGUAUUGGAUAUUGCUAGACAACUUUUAAUAGACCUAGGACAGAACAAUGAUUCUGAAAUUGAAGAAAGUAAAUCAAAACUUGAACAAUUAAAAACUGUAUUGGAGAUGUAUGGUCAUUUUUCUGGAAUAAAUCGUAAGGUUCAAUUGACCUAUCUCCCUCAUGGUUGUCCUAAAACAUCUAGUGAGGAAGAAGACAAUCGAAGAGAAGAGCCAUCUUUACUUUUGGUUCUGAAAUGGGGAGGAGAAUUAACUCCUGCAGGACGGGUCCAGGCUGAAGAACUUGGAAGAGCUUUCAGGUGCAUGUAUCCUGGAGGACAAGGUGACUAUGCAGGAUUUCCUGGUUGUGGUUUACUAAGAUUACAUAGUACCUACCGACAUGACCUCAAAAUAUAUGCUUCUGAUGAGGGAAGAGUUCAAAUGACUGCAGCUGCUUUUGCAAAGGGACUUCUGGCUUUAGAGGGUGAGCUUACCCCUAUUCUUGUCCAAAUGGUAAAAAGUGCAAAUAUGAAUGGACUUUUGGAUAGUGAUAGUGAUUCCCUAAGCAGUUGCCAGCAUCGUGUGAAAGCAAGACUUCAUGAAAUACUUCAGAAAGACAGAGAUUUCACUUCUGAAGACUAUGAAAAGCUUACUCCAUCUGGAAGCAAUUCUGUUAUCAAAUCAAUGCAAUUAAUCAAAAAUCCUGUGAAGACCUGUGACAAAGUUUACUCUUUGAUUCAAAGUUUGACUUCUCAAAUCAGACAAAGAAUGGAAGUUCCCACAUCAUCAGAUAUCCAGCUUUAUCAUAGUGAAACGUUAGAGCUAAUGCUACGUCGAUGGUCCAAGUUGGAAAAGGACUUUAAAACAAAGAAUGGAAAAUAUGACAUCAGUAAAAUCCCUGACAUUUAUGACUGUAUAAAAUAUGAUGUUCAGCAUAAUGGCUCUUUGAAACUAGAAAAUACAAUGGAUUUGUACAGGCUUUCAAAAGCAUUAGCAGAUAUUGUUAUACCUCAAGAGUAUGGCAUAUCUAAAAUUGAAAAACUAGAGAUUGCCAAAGGCUAUUGCACUCCUUUGGUUAAGAAAAUUCGAUCAGAUCUUCAGAGAACACAAGAUGAUGACACUGUAAAUAAGCUCCAUCCUCUGUAUUCCAGAGGUGUCAUGUCCCCUGAGCGUCAUGUCCGUACUAGAUUAUAUUUCACCAGUGAAAGUCAUGUACAUUCUUUACUAUCUAUCCUUCGUUAUGGUGCCUUAUGUGAUGAAUCAAAAGAUGAUCAGUGGAGGCGAGCUAUGGAUUACCUAAAUGUUGUCAGCGAACUCAAUUACAUGACUCAGAUUGUUAUCAUGCUCUAUGAGGAUCCAAACAAGGAUCUGUCCUCAGAAGAGCGUUUUCACGUUGAGUUACACUUUAGCCCAGGAGCCAAAGGCUGUGAAGAAGACAAAAAUUUACCAUCUGGGCAUGGUUAUAGACCUGCUUCGAGAGAGAAUGAAGAAAAAAAGAAAACUUCCAGAAGAACUGACUCCACUGAUGAGGGACUUAGACAUAAAAAGGAUGAGCCUGAAAAAUGUGCAUUACUUUGUAAACCUAUGGUAUCAGAUCCAAUUCAUAUAUUCAAAAAAACUUCUGUUAUACGACCUAGGAAAACCGAAGUAGACUAUUCAAGUAAAACCUUGAAGACUUUUUCCAGCGCCCACCACCUCCAUGGAAAUCAGAAGUUUGUACUUCCUAAAGACACACAGAGAAACAGACUAUUCUCUUCAUUUGGUGAAGAGAGCCCCCUGAGUGUGUCUAGCCCAGAGGGUACUGGUACCUGGCUGCAUUACACCAGUGGUGUGGGUACUGGGCGUCGAAGACGCAGAUCAGGGGAACAAAUCACCUCUUCCCCUGUCUCCCCUCAAUCACUGGCAUUCACAUCCAGUAUUUUUGGCUCAUGGCAACAGGUUGUUUCAGAAAAUAUUACUUUUCCAAGAAAAAGGGCUGUGGACCUGAAACAGAGUGCAGUAGGGUCUCACUGUGCGAGCCUGUUUAGCACCUCGGUGCUCGGGGGUUCUUCAAGUGCACCUAACCUACAGGAUUAUGCUCGUACUCAUCGUAAAAAGCUGACUUCUUCUGGCUGCAUAGAUGACGCCACACGUGGUUCUGCUGUUAAAAGGUUUUCUAUCUCAUUUGCUCGACACCCAACCAAUGGCUUUGAAUUAUAUUCCAUGGUGCCAUCUAUUUGUCCUCUAGAAACUCUUCACAACGCCUUAUCUUUAAAGCAGGUGGAUGACUUUCUUGCUUCCAUUGCACUUCCAUCGAAUGAAAGAAGAAUGACAGCUGAUGAAUAUUCUUCAAGUUGCACUUCACUUACACCUCCAAGAAGAAAGGUAUCUUUAAAUACCUACACACCUACAAAGAUCCUCCCAACACCAUCUUGCAGCUUAACAAGUACUAAAGGAAGCAAAGAAGCCACCAGUCCAUCUAAAAAGACUUCAUCUAACAAAACAGAAGAUACAACUCAAGAUAAAACUUCUCAGAAGAAAUGAAAUCUUUUUGAAACUGGAACCAGGUGCCUCCCUCAAAAAAUAAACUAUUAAGGGGGGUAGGGAGGAAUAGUAAACCUUUACUUCUCAAAGCCAUUCAUUUAAGUUCCUUGCUGUAUACUACAUAUCCAUUUAAAUAUUUUCAGAGCUGCUGUAACACUUUGCAUAUAUUCAGGUAAAAGGGUCUUUUGUCAUUGUCUUUAUUUAAGACAGAUGUCCUGAAUGUUUAGCUCAUUUUUGUAUAUUUAAAAAAGCUACACAAAUUUUUUUGAGUGUCAAAUGUUUACUGUGUACCUGUAGUAGAGGAAGAAAGGUGGUGGGAACAGCCCCAAUGGUAAAAAUUGUGGCUCUAAUAAUGUCACUAGACAGUAUGAUAUUAUUGCCAUUAUGCAGUCCUCUAUUUUCAGAUUACAAAUUGGCAUUGAAAACCUUUUUGAGGUUGAAACAGCAGCCUGAAAAUACUGUUUAUUUAAAUACAUUUCCAGAAAGCUCUCAUUGAAGUUAAAUCUUUUAUAUUAUGGAGGUUGUUGUUAAAGUAACUACUUAUGCUGCAAUAUUUUGUCAUCAGGAGUAUUGAAGGGUGAUAUUUCUAUUGUCCAUGCUUUAAAUCUUUUUUUAAUGUGUAUUUGUAUAUGUUUGAGUUAAAUUCAAUAUUAUUUGAGGAUUAAUUUGCAUAGUUGGAUUUAAUAUUCCCUUAUACAAAAAAAUAUAUAAAUUACUUUGUAGAAAAACUUCUUAUAUAUUUAUAUUUUCUUAUAUAGAGUGCUUUUGUUUGUCAGAAAAUUGCUUAUUUCAUGUAAUGACAGGAAAGCAUCUCUUGGGUUUAAUUUUUUUAAGGGUAACUUUACAAAUUUUCCAGUAAGAGAAAUUUUAAAUAAUAUGUACCUAUUCUCAAGUGAUAAUGAUCCUUUUCGACUUAAAUAAUUCGGUCCCCAAAUCAAGCAACAUUAUUAGAAUAAUUGGAUGUUGACUGUUCAGACUUCUAAACCUCAAAAACUUCUUAGGUUAGUAAUGUUUGUACCACCUUCAUUCUUUCUGUGAUUCUUUUUUUUUAAGGUAAUCUCAUUAUAAAAUGUCAAGCUUAAGCAUUUUAAAUGGGUGCUUUUAAAAUGAUCGGAUUUUUAGCAUCAUUGUCUGAGAUCAUUGUGUGUUGUAAUUUCAUCUGUGGUAUGGAGAAUUAAGUCUUCAGAAUGAUCAUCCUCUCAUUCUUUUCACUGCCUCAUUUAUGAUGAGCCACUUAAGACUAUAAACCAAACAAGAUAGCCCGAUACCAAGAAAUCUAUGUAUUACAAAUUAGAUAACUUCUCUUGGUAGAAUAUUAGGUUAAACUAAACGUUUAAGGAUAAGUAACUUUUUCUUGAAUACUCUCAGUAUGAACAGAAUUUAUCUCACAAGGGAAACUGUACCAAUUGUCAAAUGAUCAUAUAUGAAUGGCUUUUAGCAAAUAGGCAUAGUAAGUGCUAGUUAUAUAAAGGUACCAAAUACAAAGGAUACACAAACAUAUGACUUCAUACAUUUCACAUGAAUGUAUAUGUAUAAUAUAAGCAUUCUAAUGUACAUGUUAAAUUUCCUGUGUUUUAAAUGUACUUAUCAUUCCAUUAAAGUCUUCAUUUAAAAAAUAGUUGCUGAGCUUAAUAAAAAUGGCAGUUUCACUGGGUACUG